Messenger RNA from Saccostrea echinata, 1790 nucleotides. RefSeq names its product ceroid-lipofuscinosis neuronal protein 5-like. Lineage: Eukaryota; Metazoa; Mollusca; Bivalvia; Ostreida; Ostreidae. The transcript is spliced from 5 exons. Gene Ontology annotation, molecular function: hydrolase activity, acting on glycosyl bonds. The record is from RefSeq and is a predicted model, not a curated record. Gene Ontology annotation, cellular component: lysosomal membrane; lysosome. Gene Ontology annotation, biological process: lysosome organization. Bases 11 to 976 code for a protein of 321 amino acids.
UGACUCUAACAUGGCAGCUUCCGUGAACAGAAGCUUUUUCUUGCUUGUUUUAUUUACAUGUUUUUAUCAUACUGCACUGGGACAAUGGCCAAUUCCGUAUCGGCGUUUCAAAUACAGACCAAUAUCAAGUACAUACUGCAAGGCAGGAGUGAUUCCAUUUUGUCCAACAGGACAGUUACCAAAUUCAAUGCCCAAAUUUAAGCCAGAUGACAAAGUCCAGUUAUAUGCAAUGAAAAAACCAGUAUGGCAGUUCAAAUUUGGAAAUCUUCUUGGGAAAUUUCAUAUCAUUCACGAUGCUUUGGGAAUCAGUAAUCUGAACACAGGCCUGAAUUAUACCAUGGAAUGGUAUGAGUUAUUUCAGCUCUUUAACUGCACAUUUCCCCAUGUUGUAAAUGAAUCACUUCUCUGGUGUAAUCAGGGAGCAACUUGUAUCUAUGAUGGGAUUGAAGACAGACUGUGGAAAGAAAACGGAACACUAAAACUCAUAGCUACCACUAAUGGUGAUGUGUUUAACCAAUUUGCAGAAUGGGUUUUGUGGGAUAACACAACUGGACUUUAUUAUGAGACUUGGACAGUCAGAGACAAACCAGAUGGGAAGUUGUGGUUUGAUUCAUUUGACUGUGCCAGUUGGGUUUUAAGGGCACUUCAAGAAUUUGGAAAGCUGGGAGUCAAGUUUGACCAGAGUGUAAAACUAAAUUACACCCGCAUAAAUUUGUUCUCAGAUACCCCAAGGUAUCUCGGAAAUGUCUCUGUGGUGUUUGCCAACAAAACGCUGAAGACCGAUAUUAUGAAAUUCUACACCAAAUUUCAAGCACACGUGGCCAGCCCACUACUGAUAGAGCAUCUGAUAUCUGCUUUAGAGGAGAUAUUUAUUGACAACAAAUUUUAUUUCUUUUAUAAUGAGGAGUACUGGUUUUUGCCAAUGAAAUCUCCUCAUGUAAAAUUAACAUAUAAUGAAAUACCUCUGCCAUCCUGAAUGGUUUUACCAGGUUAAUUUUAUGUUGACCUUGUGUUCUAUCAUAAAUGCUUGAUAUUGUCACUAAAGAACAUUCCAUACAAUAUACCGGUAAGAUGUUCAUGCAAGACGAUUUAUAAUUUAUUCAAAAUAUAUUAAUUUUAUAUAUAUUGCACAAGCUAGGAUUCAGAUGAUUAUAAUAAUACUCUGUUGAUAUUUUAUUAACAUGCAGCCAGACUUCAUUUAUUAUCACUCAAAGGUAAUCAGAAUGUGAAAUAUUUAUACACUUGUUAUCAAAUACAGUCAUGCAGCAAUAUUUAAGUGAUAUGCUUGGUGAACUGGUCAAUCAAAAAAAAAGCUCAAUUUUUUUUCAUAUCAAUCAUUUGAUACUCAUGUUGAGUAUACUCAGAGUGGGCAUUUAUAAUGUAGCAUAUAUUAAUUUUUUUUUUAAUUGAACCAUGAAUAAUGCAUGUGUAUAUGUAAAUGUUAAACUGAAUGUUACGGGUCAGUGACAGGUGACCAUAAGAUAACUCACCAAACGACAACUUGCCAACACUUUUUUCACCGACACUUUAAAACUUGUCAAUACGACAUGUCCCAUAAGACAAAUCAUCGACAGAAUAUAAUACACCGACAUUUACAAAAUCAAGAGAAAAUUGUGUAUGCGAAUGUAUGUUUUUAUUUUUUUUUUUUUACAUGAACAACUAUCAAAUUUUAUAAUUAAAGUUGUGUGCCAACAUUAAUUUCUGAAACAGUGUCUAUAUAAUUAAUUUGUACCAUUAUUUACUAAUUGUUUAAUCAACGAAUCUGUGAUACAAAUGUUUACAAUACUGGU